UAUGACAGAUAUGUGGCUAUUUGUAAACCUCUUGAAUAUCCAACUAUCAUGAACAAAACCACUGUGAUCAUUUUCCUGGUCGUAUCUUGGCUUAUACCUGCUGUUCAUAUUGCAAUCCAAGCAAUAGCGAGUGCUGAAGCAACAUUGUGUAGCUUUAAUUUAAAGGGAAUAUUUUGUAACAAUGCAGUUUACACUCUUCACUGUCAAAGAUCAAGAUUAAUUACCGUCUUUGGUGUGGUUGCAUUACUAGAUCUUGUAAUACUUCCUAUGAUCUUCAUAGUUUUCACAUACACAACAAUAUUUAUUGUUUCUUAUCAAAGUUGUAAAGAAAUUAGGAAGAAAGCUGCAGAGACCUGUUUACCCCAUCUGUUAGUUUUAAUCAGUAUUUCCUGUUUAAGUAUCUAUGAUGUAGGCAUAGCUCGAGUGGAAUCAGAUUUUCCAAAAGUUGCUCGAUUACUAAUGACAUUACAAUUAUUGCUCUAUCAUCCAUUGUUUAAUCCAUUCAUUUAUGGGCUCAAAAUGAAGGAAAUUUCUAAACAGUUAAAAAGAUUAUUUUGUCAUGCCACAAUCAUUACGUGUAUUAAUGCUAAUGUGCCUUAA
Molecule: messenger RNA, 600 nt
Organism: Pundamilia nyererei
Lineage: Eukaryota; Metazoa; Chordata; Actinopteri; Cichliformes; Cichlidae
Product: olfactory receptor 1-like
Exons: 1
Biological process (GO): detection of chemical stimulus involved in sensory perception of smell; G protein-coupled receptor signaling pathway
Cellular component (GO): membrane
Molecular function (GO): olfactory receptor activity; odorant binding
Source: RefSeq, a predicted model, not a curated record